Messenger RNA from Lathyrus oleraceus (garden pea), 495 nucleotides. RefSeq lists its product as uncharacterized. The coding region runs from base 1 to 495 and encodes 164 amino acids. Lineage: Eukaryota; Viridiplantae; Streptophyta; Magnoliopsida; Fabales; Fabaceae. Gene Ontology annotation, molecular function: nucleic acid binding; RNA-DNA hybrid ribonuclease activity. The transcript has a single exon. The record is from RefSeq and is a predicted model, not a curated record.
AUGGAUCCGAUAAAGUACAUAUUCGAAAAGCCUGUUGUUACUGGUAGAAUUGCCCGGUGGAAAAUGCUGAUAACCGAGUAUGACAUACAGUAUGUGACCCAGAAAGCAAUAAAGGAGAGUAUUCUGUCUGACUAUCUAGCCCACCUGCCUGUUGAAGUCUACCAACCAUUAAAGUUUGACUUUCCAGAUGAAGACAUCAUGUUUAUCAGAGAUUUUAUUAUGCCAGGCUUCGAGGUAAGCCCUGAGGAAGGCCCCGAACCAGGAUCGCGAUGGACACUCGUGUUCGACUGUGCUUCCAAUGCCCGAGGUCAUGGUAUAAGUGUUGUUAUCACUUCUCCAACUGGUUUCCACAUCCCCUUCACCGCUAGAUUAUGUUUUGACUGCACCAACAAUAUGGCAGAAUAUGAAGCAUGUAUCUACGAUUUAAAGGCGACAAUCGACUUGAGAAUCAAAAUCCUCGAGGUAUUCGGUGAUUCAGCUCUGGUGAUCAAUUAG